ACAGGCUGUCUAUGAGGCCCUGAGAAUGGAGAAGCCACUGAUGGAGAUAGAAGAUGGUGCAAGUCAAGGGUCCAGUCAGAAUGAUGACAUAUAUGAUGACAUUAUUGACUACAGUCAUGAGGAAGUGGAGAAGCUGGUGUACACGUGCCGCCGUCUGCAGGAGGAGAACAUUGAGCUGCUCCAUACAGUCAGCCAGCUGCGUGGCCAGCUGCUGGAACAGCAGAAGGCCCGCCAGCUGCUGCGGAGGAACUUCAGCUCCCUGCUGCUGACGGCCCGCGCCGAGAUCGACCGCAAGGACGUCCGGCUGGCCGAGCUGCAGCGCAG
Messenger RNA from Pollicipes pollicipes, 324 nucleotides. It is a transcript of the gene FLASH, whose product is annotated as FLICE-associated huge protein. The record is from RefSeq and is a predicted model, not a curated record. Lineage: Eukaryota; Metazoa; Arthropoda; Thecostraca; Pollicipedomorpha; Pollicipedidae.